GUAAGUACGAACCUUCACUCGACAGCAAGAUACCAUAGCCACUGAUUUCCUAAUAGCAAACUGCUUGGAUUUAUUCUAGGUGAGGGGGCUGCUGUUCUACCAUUGCUAGUCAGCGCUGUGCUGUGUUUGGGGUGCACCAUGCUGCACGCAGCUCCCCUGCCAGAGUUCUCCGGGGAUCAGGAUUUCCAGCAAUUCCUGCAGAAGGACCUGGAAUACAUCCGCAAAAUCAAAGGGGACGUCGCCCAGGUGGAGGAGCUUGUGUGCACGACCCUCCAGCUCUGCAACGAGGAGGAGCUGAUGCUUGUCAAGCAGAAACUGGGCAUUUCCCAGGCCCCGCUGGAUCAGUGUCACAGCAAGACCUUCGAAGUGGAUGCCUGCUUCAGCCAGAUCCGGGACGGGCUCCAAAUCUACCACGGCCACCUCGCCCUCCUCCUCCAGCUCCUGCCGGCUCACUCCAGCCUAGUGGAUGCCCUCCAGCUGGACGUCUCGAACCUGUCCACUAACAUCCAGCAGCAGAUGGAGGAUCUGGGUCUGAACACGGUGACGUACCCCAAGGCCGAGGGCCAGGGCACCCUCCCCAGCCUCUCGUCCGACUUCGACAAACAAGCCGGCGGAUUCAUCAUCCUCGCCAACUUCAAGCGUUUCCUGGAGACGUCCUUGCGGGCCCUCCGCCACCUCACGCUGGUGUGAAGGGGCGCAGGGGUUGGCGCCUGAGAAGUCCCAUGCCUUGGGGAGGGGCUCCGGGCUUUGAGAUCUAAGGGGGAGUUUUACGGGGGGUGUCUCCCAGCCGGAGGAUGCUCUGCUCAUCCAGCCUGGAUUCUCCCUUAUUCCCCCCACCACCUCCACUCUGCAAAGCAACAACCAAGGCUCUUAACUAUUGUACUGGGGCAUCAGCAGCAGCUGCCCCUCCCUCUCGGGGUCAAUGGCAAACCCUGCCCCAAACCCGUUUACUAUUCCCCGGGGUUUGAGGCUGGGCAUGGUUCUCUUUUAGGGUGACCAGAUAGCAAGUUUGAAAAAUCAGGACAGGGGUGGGGGUAAUCGGUGCCCCAAAUACUGGCACUGUCCCUACAAAAUCGGGAUAUCUGGUCACCCUGUGUUAUUUAAAGGUUAUUUAUUUCUCAUUCGUGAGCUUC
Terrapene triunguis (Three-toed box turtle) is the source of this 1133-nucleotide messenger RNA. RefSeq names its product colony stimulating factor 3 (gene CSF3). Gene Ontology annotation, molecular function: cytokine activity; growth factor activity. The coding region runs from base 139 to 690 and encodes 183 amino acids. The transcript is spliced from 5 exons. The record is from RefSeq and is a predicted model, not a curated record. Gene Ontology annotation, biological process: positive regulation of myeloid cell differentiation; positive regulation of cell population proliferation; immune response. NCBI's taxonomy places the organism in Eukaryota, Metazoa, Chordata, Testudines, Emydidae. Gene Ontology annotation, cellular component: extracellular region.